ACAAGGCCGGACGUAUAAGCGCAGGGUACGGGUAGAAGAACGCGUUCGGUAUCGAAAUUCGACGGAAAAUAUUUAAAGAUGGUUGAUGUUAGAGACAUUUUAGAGUGGGAUAUUGAUUCAGAAAGACUCCCUACAACUUCCCACGGAGAAACUGGUCAAAAUGUGAGGAAAAGCGGAAUAAUUGGAGAGCAGAAAAAACAGAAACUGAAGAAAAGUAAUGAACCAGUUUUCAAGCGGCCUGAGGGAAUGCACAGAGAAGUCUAUGCAUUGUUGUAUUCUGAUAAUAAAGAUCCGCCUCCACUGAUACCAUCAGAUAGUAACCAUGGUUACAAGUCAAUGAAAGUGAAGCUUGGUAGAUGGCAGGUAAGACCGUGGAAGUUGAUGCCCUUCACCAAUCCAGCAAGAAAAGAUGGAGCUGUGUUUCACCAUUGGAGGAGAGUGGCUGACGAAGGAAAAGACUACCCGUUUGCCAGAUUUGACAAGUCUGUCCAGAUGCCAAUGUACACAGACCAGGAAUAUCAGCUCCACUUACACAGUGAGAAAUGGACAAGGCUAGCAACUGAUCACAUGUUUGACCUCUGCACUCGAUUCGACCUUCGCUGGGUCAUAGUUCACGACAGAUUUGAUCAUAUAACAUAUGGGAAGCGAUCUAUGGAGGACAUGAAAGAGAGGUACUACAGUAUAAUAAACAAACUUGCCAAGGUACGGAGUGAUCCUACACUUAGUAACCGGGCUCCACAAGCGUUUGAUGCUGAACAUGAAAGGAGGAGAAAAGAACAAUUGAUCAGGCUCUAUAACAGGACUAAUGAACAGGUUGAAGAGGAGGAGAUGCUAAUCACUGAAAUGAAAAAGAUAGAGUUGAGGAAGAAGGAGAGGGAGAAGAAGGCACAGGACCUUCAGAAACUCAUAACAGCCGCAGAUAACAAUGCUGAUCUACGAAGAACUGAAAGAAAGAUCAACAAGAAAAAGAUUGCUCUUCCGCUCAGCAAGAAAAGGGAGCAGGAAGGAACAACAAAGAUAUUGGAGACGGGUGGUAUCAAAUUUCCAGAUUUCAAGCAAUCCGGUGUUUAUCUUAGAAGUCAGAAGAUGAAGCUUCCAUCGUCCGUUGGUCUGAAGAAGACGAAAGCUAUAGAGCAUCUAUUAGAUGAGCUUGGUAUUCCAGUACAGCCUAUGCCAACUGAAGAGGUUUCCCUUCUUUACAAUGAAGUCAGAUCAGACAUGGUGUUACUUUACGAGUUGAAGCUUGCACUGGCAAACUGCGAAUUUGAGCUUCAGACCCUAAGGCACCGCUAUGAAGCCUUGGCCCCAGGAAAGCUACCCUCCAAACCGGCACUGACUCUCGGGGCAGCCCUGGCAGCUGGGGAGGGUCUGGGAGGAAGACCCAAGACUGGAUCCUCGUCGACCAGUGCACCAGGUAGCCUGCCAUCGACGUCGCUGUCGGCAUCGUUGAAUAUUGAAGGAGACGAAAGAGGGGACGAGGAGGAGAAAGAUGUUAAAGAAGAACCACUCUCGCCCGGAAGCAGUAGAAAGAUGACGGAUCUGGGUGAUCAGAUCAUAGUUGAUGUUGUGUCGACAACUCCAAUAACCCCAGUUUCCCUUUAUGAGCAGCAGCGGAAGAAGAGGUUAGCAGCAGUGGAACAAGGAAAUGUCCUCAAGAAACUCAAGAAGUGAAUACUCUUUGCGGUUGUAUCUUCUGAUGGUAGGCUGGCAGCAGAUAGGUUGGAUUCUUCUGGUAACAUGAGUAGAACCUGGUUAUCAAUUCUGGAGAUGAGGUUGUCCUUUGGAAAGUCAUUUGGACAUGUUGCCUUUAAUACACCUAAAGCGGUCACACUGAAUCUUUGGCCAGAGAAUAUGCUGAUAAUAAUGCAUGUGGCAAGCCAUCUUGGCUUCGGAUGCAAAUACUCGACAUCAAGAAUUGCAAUUAGUUAAUAACACAAAAUGAUUCCAUGAUAUCAAGGAAGUAAUGUGUUGUGAUAGAGCCAAGCUAGUUUACACACACACUAACUUGGAUAUAUUCCGGGUGAUAUCUCUGUGAUAUUUGAAAUCUAACUGUUUUGACAGUGGACAUGAAAGUGGGUCAGUUUUUAAGAUCGUACUUUUAAGCCCAGAGCCCUGGGAACGAUUGUCUUUAGUGAGGGUGCUGAUGUAAAUUUGAAAAGAAAAAAUUAUGUUUUCACUACAAAAUGGAGAUCAAAUUGGUCCCGAGAUAUUUGAAAAGUACAAAAAAAGGGGGGUUCAUUACAAAAUGAAGGUCAUUUUGGUCACUUUUUCAAUUUUUACACGUCUUCCAAAAUACCUGGGGGUGCUGCCUUUGAAGAAUAAUACCCACAGCACCCCCAAGGAAUUUUGUUGGUGGGCUUCAGCACCCUCGUUACCCAGGGCCAUGUUUA
Messenger RNA from Lytechinus variegatus (green sea urchin), 2390 nucleotides. Its product is annotated as DNA methyltransferase 1-associated protein 1-like. Gene Ontology annotation, cellular component: nucleus; NuA4 histone acetyltransferase complex; Swr1 complex. Gene Ontology annotation, molecular function: transcription corepressor activity. Bases 79 to 1671 code for a protein of 530 amino acids. Lineage: Eukaryota; Metazoa; Echinodermata; Echinoidea; Temnopleuroida; Toxopneustidae. Gene Ontology annotation, biological process: negative regulation of transcription by RNA polymerase II; DNA repair; chromatin remodeling. The record is from RefSeq and is a predicted model, not a curated record. The transcript has 11 exons.